This is a messenger RNA of Neoarius graeffei (lesser salmon catfish), 426 nucleotides long. It is a transcript of the gene nrn1la, whose product is annotated as neuritin 1-like a. Gene Ontology annotation, cellular component: plasma membrane. Bases 1 to 426 code for a protein of 141 amino acids. The transcript has 2 exons. Gene Ontology annotation, biological process: nervous system development; neuron projection extension. The record is from RefSeq and is a predicted model, not a curated record. NCBI's taxonomy places the organism in Eukaryota, Metazoa, Chordata, Actinopteri, Siluriformes, Ariidae.
AUGGUGCCAAGCUUCAGCUCUAUGGCCGCUGCUAGAAGGUGUGGCUCCAUCUACAGGGGCUUUGCACAGUGUCUUCUGGCCCUGGGGGACAGCUUGUCUGUCAGCAGCCAAAAAGACGAGGAUGUACAUGAGAUUGACUCAAUCUGCAGAUCAUGGGAUCAGUUUCAUGACUGUGCAAACUUGGCUAUGGCUGGCUGCCCCAACGAAGCCGCUGUUGUGUGGGAGUCCCUGAGACAUGAGUCUAAAAAGAUGCAAUUUGCAGGUAACCUGUACGACAUGUGCGCUAGUCGCAGUGAAUCAGCAGCAGACGCAGGGACCCAGAACCCAGAUGAGACCAAUCAGGAAUCGCUGAAAGGAAAAGCCACUCAUUUAAGCCUGGGCCAAACCAUCUUUCUCUGUUUACUGUUUCUCUGCUUGUGGAUAUAA